This is a messenger RNA of Vidua macroura (Pin-tailed whydah), 1447 nucleotides long. RefSeq names its product probable G-protein coupled receptor. The record is from RefSeq and is a predicted model, not a curated record. The transcript has 2 exons. Gene Ontology annotation, cellular component: plasma membrane; signaling receptor complex; endosome. Bases 205 to 1434 code for a protein of 409 amino acids. Lineage: Eukaryota; Metazoa; Chordata; Aves; Passeriformes; Viduidae. Gene Ontology annotation, molecular function: G protein-coupled receptor activity. Gene Ontology annotation, biological process: G protein-coupled receptor signaling pathway.
CAGGGCCGGCAGCCCCACUUCUGCAGCGGGAGCAACACCAGCAAGCAGGACCUCAGAGAGGAGAGGAGCAUCUCUCAUCUCCCCAGGAGCAAAGGCAAGGAGAAGGUAGCAGCCAUGGUUGUGGUGGGGUUACCCUCUCUAGGACACAGGAGAAGAGCCCUUGCUGCCCAGGCACCAGAGCUGCUGGCUUAGCCCUGGAGGGGGAUGCCGAGCUGGACGAGGUCAAACACCACGGACAGCCUAGAGCUGCUCUCCAUCCCUGAGCACUCCAUUGCCCAGGAGGUGGUGGGCCUCUUCUGCAUGAUCCUGCUCACCCUCACCGCCCUGGUGGCCAACAUCGUGGUGAUGGUCAUCAUCCUCAAAACGCCCCUUUUCAGGAAGUUCAUCUUUGUCUGCCAUCUCUGUGUGGUCAAUCUCCUCUCAGCUAUUUUCCUCAUGCCCCUGGGGAUCAUCUCCAGCUCCUCCUGUUUCAACUGGGUUAUCUACAGCAUUGCUGAGUGCAAGGCUGUGAUAUUCCUGAACAUCUGCUUCAUUAGUGCCUCCAUUCUCACCAUCUGUAUCAUCAGCGUGGAGCGGUACUACUACAUCGUCCACCCCUUGAGGUAUGAGGUCAAGAUGACCAUCAGGCUGGCGGUGGCUGGAGUGGUUUUCAUUUGGGUCAAGUCUGUUCUCACCACUGUCUUGGCACUAGUGGCAUGGCCUCAUGGCAAUGGGGCCACCAGUGCCAGCCGCUGCACAGUCUACUGGAGCCCCGGGGCCCACAAGAAGGUUUUUGUGAUCCUCUUCAGCAUCACCUGCUUUAUUCUGCCCACCAUCAUUAUCCUCGCUGUCUACUCCAGCAUCUACCGCGUGGCCCGGACCGCGUCCCUGCAGCAGGCACCUGUGCCAGCGCAGGCAGUUGCACCCAGACACCGAUGUGACUCCAUCGCCAGCCAAGUGACCAUCCUCACUGCCAGGAUCCUGAUGCUGCCCAGGCUCAUCCCAGAUCGCCUUCUAGGAAGCAACAAGGCCAUCCUCACCUUGGUCCUCAUUGUGGGACAAUUCUUGUGCUGCUGGCUGCCUUUCUUUGCUUUCCACUUGCACUCCUCUGUCACUGUUGGCACUGUGGGUGGUGGGCACGGGGAGAUGGUGGUCACCUGGAUUGCCUACUCCUCUUUUGCCGUUAAUCCUUUCUUCUACGGGUUGCUGAACCGCCAAAUCCGUGAGGAGCUGGCCCGGCUCCGUCGCAGCUGUCUUAACCAUCCACUUGGCCAGGAGCUCUGUCUUUCCAUCUCAGAGGCUUCUGUUCAGGAAAACUUCUUGCAGUUCCUCCAGAGAGCAACUUGCACACUGGAGACCCACACCAGCUGCAUCAGCCCCAGCCCCAGGAACAGGCUGGACCAGACCACAGCGGGCUUCCCCACCCCAGGUCAAGUUCCCGAAGAGAGCAGCUGAGAAGGAGGCUCUG